CCCAGUAUCACUCAGAUAUUGUAGUCUGAAAUCAAAACACAACCAUGUACAAGCUGCUGGUCCUCUCUGCCGUUUUGGCGAUCACCGCCGCCAAGCCUAGCGCCAUAAUUGGUGCUCCCUUCGGAUACACAGCUCCCGCUGUGGCCUACUCCGCGCCAGCAGUUGCGUACUCCGCCCCGGCUAUCACCACCGCCGUCGCCCCCGCUGUCGCCCCUGCCGUCGCCACUGCCGUCGCCCCUGCUGUCGCCUCUGCCGUCGCCCCUGCCGUCACCCCUGUCGCCUACAGCGCUCCAGCUACGUUCGCUGCCCCUGCUGUUGCCACCGCCGCCGUUGCCCCCGUCGCGUACUCCGCCCCAGCAGUGGCUACCGCUGCCGUCGCUCCUCUCACCUACUCCGCCGGCUACUCCGCCUACUCUCCCUUCGGAUACUCUAGUUACACUACUCCCUACGCUCUCUCUGGUGUGUCUACAUAUGGUGCUGCCUACGGCUACGGUUACAGCAGCUACCCUAGUUACUACUGGAAGAAGCGAUUCGUUUUUGCCGCAGUGCUAGCGCUUGCUAAUGCCAAGCCCAAGCCCAAUGGAUUUAUCGCGCCAGUGGCAUACUCAUCCCCAGCAGUGGCCUACUCCGCUCCCUCUGUCGCUUAUUCCGCCCCAACAGUCGCAUAUUCAGGCGCAGCUGUUCCUUAUGCUGCCCCAGCUGUUUCCUAUUCUAGCCCAGCCGUUUCUUAUUCUGCCCCAGCAGUUUCGUAUUCCGCCCCAGCCGUCCCGUAUUCUGCUCCAGCAGUCUCCUAUUCUGCCCCAGCAGUCUCUUAUUCCUCACCAGCUGUAGCUUACUCAGCUCCAGCUGUUUACCCUAGACCUGUGGUGAGCUACUCCGUGCCUCCUGUAUCGUAUCCAGCCGCUGUCGGUCCAGUAGGAUACCCUGCCUACUCACCGUUCAGAUAUCCUGGAUACGCCCCAGCACCUGUUUCUUACGGAUAUGGUGUCGGUUACAACGGCUACCCCGUUUACUACUAUAAGAAACGUUAAAAUAUAUUUACAUAUUUACAUAAUAGACCUAAAUGUUUGACAAAAUUAUAAUAUUGUUAUAUCUACCUACAGUGUGUAUAUAUUUGGUUCACUUUUGUUACUCAUGAUUCAGACUCAAAUGCCAAAAGUGACUCCUAUAUUUAAAAAUAAAUUAUUACAAAAUUA
This is a messenger RNA of Galleria mellonella (greater wax moth), 1196 nucleotides long. Its product is annotated as cuticle protein 16.5-like. NCBI's taxonomy places the organism in Eukaryota, Metazoa, Arthropoda, Insecta, Lepidoptera, Pyralidae. The record is from RefSeq and is a predicted model, not a curated record. The transcript is spliced from 3 exons. Bases 45 to 1031 code for a protein of 328 amino acids.